Molecule: messenger RNA, 665 nt
Organism: Erpetoichthys calabaricus (reedfish)
Lineage: Eukaryota; Metazoa; Chordata; Cladistia; Polypteriformes; Polypteridae
Exons: 4
Coding region: 24-665 (213 amino acids)
Source: RefSeq, a predicted model, not a curated record
GAAACAUAUCUUCAGUUCCUGAGAUGGAUGAAUCACAACACAAAGAGCAGAGUGUGGUCACUACAGUAAAAAGGAAAUCAGAUAGAAAGAUGAAGUGGACAGAUAAUAAAGUGCAUGAAAAUUAUGAUGGUAGUGGUCAUGGAAGAAUAUCUUCAGAUACUGACCAUGAUGAAUGCCCACAUGAGCAUCUGAGCAGGUUUGUAUCCAGCUCGCCUAUUGAUAAUUCUGACAAACUUGAAAUUGCACUUGCUAUUGACACAUCAUUGGAAGAUCCUGAGAUUCAGUUUGGCAACAUGUAUGAUAACAGUGAGAGUGCUCUUAUGUCUACACUUUCAUGGCAUUUCCCAGAUGAGGAGUUCAUAAUGAAUGAUCAACAAUUGCCUGUGGCUUCAACAGAUGAACCAGCUAGGGAUGAAAGUGUAAAAGGGGUCCAGAAAAUAAAAAUAAGACGUGUAAAUAGAAUUCAGGAUAUGAUGAAUGUUUUCAAGGAACCUAAAGUUCUGGAUGUAAUAUUGCGAAUUCAGUUUGUCUGUGAGAAGGCAAUAGAUGAUGAUGAAGUAUCAAGGGAAGCCUACACAGCCUUUUGGGAGGAGUUUAUGGAACAGUGUGAAGGAGAUGAGGAACGGGUCCCCAGACUCAGAGAAGGAAUAGCAGGCUGUUGGUAG